GAGCGUUGAUGUUGCCACAAGAGACCUUCAUAAGAAUUGCUGCUUGCAGACGAGCUCUCAGUUUAGAAACAAACGCGGAAUCGUGAGGUUUAAAAAAAUCAUCGCUCUGACUGAACACCUCUUUACAGGAUUGCUCUUUCUGCAAGAAGACAAGUUCAAACUUUUAAAUAUUACAUGUGCUAACUAUGAUGUUGAAUAUAAUUAUUCCAGCGUUUGUAGUAUGUUGUUUACUAUUUCCUUCUCUAUCUUUUCCUGUAAACGAUGAAGAAGAAGCAGCAUUAUAUUUACAAAAAUUUGGUUACCUUGAAGAUUCUACAGGCUAUAGAGUCGGAGCAAUUUUAGGGCCAGAUGCAAUAUCAAACGCAAUUAAAGAUUUUCAAAGAUUCGCUGGUCUCAAUCAGACUGGUGAAUUGGACAAUGACACAAUUACCAUGAUGAAUACCCCACGUUGUGGUGUAAAAGACAAAAUAGGGCAUUCGGAUGCAGCCAGAAAGAAAAGGUAUGCACUACAAGGAAGCAAAUGGAGAGUUACCCAUUUAACAUAUCGAAUUACAAAAUACCCUACAAGGCUGAAGGAUAGGACAAAGGUAGAUAAAGAAGUAGCUCGUGCUUUCAAGAUUUGGAGUGAUGUAACGACGCUGUCAUUCGAAGAACGUAAAAGAGGAAGAGUCAACAUUGAUAUUCGCUUUGAAAGAGGAGAACAUGGAGACGGGGACGCUUUUGAUGGUCCGGGAAAAACAUUAGCUCAUGCCUUUUUCCCACAGUUUGGUGGCGAUGCCCAUUUUGAUGACGAAGAAAAAUGGACUAUUGAUGAAAGGUCAGGAACGAAUAUGUUUCAAGUCGCUGCUCAUGAAUUUGGCCAUUCGCUGGGUCUUUCGCAUUCCGAUGAAAAAAGGGCUCUCAUGGCUCCUUAUUAUAGGGGAUAUCAACCCUCAUUUAAAUUAGAUGUUGACGACGUCAAAGCAAUUCAAGCUCUUUAUGGUUCCAGAGACCAGCCAUCGCCACCAGAAGAUGAUGAGCCAUCUGGUCCACCGCCAGAUACAAGUGACGCACCAGAUCUAUGCCAAGAUGCAUCAAUAGAUACAGUCACUAGAACACAGAAUGGUAGUAGCUAUGUAUUUAAAGGUGAAUUUUAUUGGAAAAUUCUCAAGGAUGGCAUUGCCGAUGGAUAUCCUAGAAAAAUCUCUGAAGACUGGGAUGGAUUAGAAGGAAAUUUAGACGCAUCCUUUACUUGGUCAAAUGGGAAAACUUACUUUUUCAAGGGAGGAAGAUAUUGGCGUUUUACUAAUAAAGAUAUGGAUAGUGGUUAUCCUAAACUAUUAAGAAACGGUUUUGACGGCGUACCAGACAUGUUGGACGCAGCUUUUGUAUGGAGUGGUAAUGGUAAAACUUACUUUUUUAAAGGAGAUGAAUAUUGGCGUUAUGACAGUAAUAAUGACCCACCAGUAAGUGAGAGAUACCCAAAACCAAUCAGUAACUGGCGUGGCUUGCCAAAUAAUCUGGAUGCAGCAUUUCAGUGGGAAAACAGCAGAACAUAUUUUUUCAAGGGUGAUAAAUACUACAGAUUUAAUGAUAUAAGUUUUGAGGUGGAUUCCGGUGAUCCUCCAUAUCCGAGAUCAACUUCUGUAUGGUGGUUUGACUGUCAAUCUAUUUCACACAGGACAAAUGCAACUGAAUCUACAACAACUGACGAAGAACUCGAAAUAAGAGGAACGAAUAUGGUUCAAGACGCUCCUCAUGAAACUAGCCAUUCACUGGGUCUUUCGCAUGUAGUUGAAAAAAGGGCUCUCAUGACUACUUAUAACGACUACUUAUUAGAUCUCUACGACCUCAAAUCAUUUCAACCUCAUUAUGGUUUCAGAAACCAACAAUCGCCACCAGAAGAUGAUGAGCCAUCUGAUCCACCGCCAGAAACAAGUGACGCUCCAGAUCUAUGCCAAGAUGCAUCAAUAGAUGCUGUCACUAGAACACAAGAUGGUAGUAGCUACGUAUUUAAAGGUGAAUUUUACUGGAAAAUUCUCGAUAAUGCCAUCGUCGACGGAUAUCCAAGAAAAAUAUCUGAAGACUGGGAUGGAUUAGAAGGAGAUUUAGAUGCAGCCUUUACGUGGUCAAAUGGGAAAACUUAUUUUUCAAAGGGAGAAAGGUUUUGGCGUUUUACAAAUAAAGAUAUGGAUAGUGGCUAUCCUAAACUAUUAGGAGAUGGAUUUGAAGACAUACCAGACAUGUUGGAUGCAGCUUUUGUAUGGAGUGGUAAUGGUAAAACUUACUUUUUUAAAGGAGAUCAAUAUUGGCGUUAUGACAGUAACGAUGACCCACCAGUAAGUAACAUAUUUCCACAACCAAUCAGUAACUGGCGUGGCUUGCCUAAUAAUCUGGAUGCAGCAUUUCAGUGGGAAAACAAUGUCACAUAUUUUUUCAAGGAGGAUAAGUACUACAAAUUUAAUGAUAUAACUUCCGAGGUGGAUGAUCUUGAUCCUCCAUACCCAAGACCAACUUCUACAUGGUGGUUUGGCUGUCAGUCUCCUUCACAGUCGACAAAUGCAGCUCAGGCUACAACAACUGUCCAAGAAUUCGAAAUAAUAGGUUCCAGUGGCCAGCCAUCGCCACCAAAAGCUGAUGAGUCCUCUAGUCCACAGCCAGAUACAAGUGCCGCACCAGAUCUAUGCCAAGAUGCAUCAAUAGAUACAGUCACUAGAACACAGGAUGGUAGUAGCUACGUAUUUAAAGGUGAGUUUUACUGGAAAAUUUUCGAUAAUGCCAUUGCCGAUGGGUAUCCAAGAAAAAUAUCUGAAGACUGGGAUGGAUUAGAAGGAAAUUUAGACGCAUCCUUCACAGGAUCAGAUGGGAAAACUAAUUUUUUCAAGGGAGGAAGAUAUUGGCGUUUUACUAAUAAAGAUAUGGAUAAUGGCUAUCCUAAACAAUUAAAAGACGGUUUUAAUGGUAUACCAGACAAGCUGGACGCAGCUGUUCUGUGGAGUGGUAAUGGUAAACCUUACUUUUUUAAAGGAAAUCAAUAUUGGCGUUAUGACAGUAACGAUGACCCACCAGUAAGUAACAAAUUUCCACAACCAAUCAGUAACUGGCGUGGUUUGCCUAAUAAUCUGGAUGCAGCAUUUCAGUGGGAGAACAAUGUCACAUAUUUCUUCAAGGAGGAUAAAUACUACAAAUUUAAUGAUAUAACUUCUGAGGUGGACUUUGGUGAUCCUCCAUACCCGAGAUCAACUUCUGUAUGGUGGUUUGGUUGUUAGUUUAUUUCACACAGGACAAAUGCAACUCCUGCUAUAACAACUGUUGAAGAACUCGAAAUACGAGGUAAUAAUGCAGUGAUAAGAACUAACAAUGAUGCAAGAACUGUUUAACAGGAACCAAAGCAUAUCAUAUGUGCUAUAUUCACUGAUACAGGUGACUAGUCAGGACUUGCAGAUACAAGGAAAUUUGAAAAAUUCCAUUAUAACAUGUUUGGGGGAGACAUUUUUGUCACAAAAAUUUGUGCUGUUUUUUAAAUAGUGUUUUAUGUUAAAAUAUUAAUUCAUUACACUAGAUGAUAAUUAUUCAAUCUGAUUCCGAAUUCAAAAUUUCCCUCCACCUAAAAAAUAAAUUAAUAAAUAAAGCAAAACAGCAGAUCAUUAUUUUAAAAGGUCUCUGUGCUUAUUUUAUCCUCACA
Stegodyphus dumicola is the source of this 3664-nucleotide messenger RNA. RefSeq names its product stromelysin-3-like. Gene Ontology annotation, molecular function: zinc ion binding; metalloendopeptidase activity. Gene Ontology annotation, cellular component: extracellular matrix. Gene Ontology annotation, biological process: proteolysis; extracellular matrix organization; collagen catabolic process. Lineage: Eukaryota; Metazoa; Arthropoda; Arachnida; Araneae; Eresidae. The record is from RefSeq and is a predicted model, not a curated record.